Molecule: messenger RNA, 1013 nt
Organism: Brassica oleracea var. oleracea
Lineage: Eukaryota; Viridiplantae; Streptophyta; Magnoliopsida; Brassicales; Brassicaceae
Product: trihelix transcription factor GT-3a-like
Exons: 2
Coding region: 81-1013 (310 amino acids)
Source: RefSeq, a predicted model, not a curated record
CAAAGAAACCUCUCUUUAUUUAUAAGUAACCCUAAAACAACUCUUAUUCUCUUUUCGUCACAAAGAAUUCGAUCCCAAUAAUGGACCGACGUAACCCUUUUCACCUUCACGACCAUCAACUUUAUCAGUUAUUCCAACAGCAACAGCUCACUCCACCGCCGCAGAGCACGACGGCGGCGAUGGAUCUCGGUGGAGGUGGUGAGAGAAUACCAAAGUGGAGCAUAGAUGAGACAAAGGAGCUUUUGGGUAUAAGAGAAGAGCUAGAUCAGACUUUCAUGGAAACCAAACGUAAUAAGCUACUUUGGGAAGUCGUCGCCUGUAAAAUGGCCGACAAGGGUUUUGCUCGGAACGCGGAACAGUGUAAGAGCAAGUGGAAGAACCUCGUCUCUAGAUACAAGGUGUGUGAAACGACUGAGCCAGAACCUAUUAGGCAGCAAUUCCCAUUUUACAACGAGAUCCAAUCGAUUUUCACAGCAAGAAUGCAAAGAAUGUUGUGGUCAGAACCAAGAACUUCUUCUAAGAGAAAACAUAAUCAGUUUUCAUCUGACGAAGAAGUAGAAGAAGUUGAGGAGCUAAAUCAAGACAUCAACGAGGAAUUAUUGUCUUUCGUCGAGACACACAAGAAAGAUGCAGAAGUGAUUACUACAAGUACUUUUACUAAUCCAAAAAAACGUGCGAAAAAAGGAAAAGGCACUAGCAAAGCUGAAGUCGCGGGUAGUACAUUGAAAGAAAUGUUGGAGGACUUUAUGAGGCAAACGGUGAAGAUGGAGAAAGAAUGGAGAGAUGCAUGGGAGAUGAAGGCGAGAGAGAAGGAGAAGAGAGAGAAAGAGUGGCAGCGGAGAAUGGCGGAGCUAGAGGAGGAGAGAGCCGCCGCGGAGAGGAGGUGGAUGGAGAGAGAGGAUGAGAGACGGCUGAGAGAGGAAGCUAGGGCUCAGAAGAGAGAUACUCUCAUUGAUGUUUUGCUUAAUCAGAUUAACAGAGAUCAAGAUGAUGAUCAACAUCAAGGCUUCUAA